AACGGGAGAAACAAAUCCUGUUGUGACGGAUUUGAACCUUCGAGCUGAAACGGUUCGUUACCGACAAUAACCGCCAUGGCUUCUGGCUCUCCGUCGUCCUCUCCAGACACUGCGACGGGCUCCGGUACGGAUCCAGCCCGUCCCGACACAGGAGAGCCUCUCGGUGGAGCGGGCUCCGACUCAGAUUCGGACUUGGGUUUAAGUAAAUUUGACUGCUGUGCAAUAGAGAUGGGGGAACGACUGGAAGGCGAAGAGCUGGAGCGGGAGUUUGAGGCUGCAGCAGACCGCGUCAGAGAUUUGGUCCAGACGGCCAGCAGGGACCAGCUGCUCUACUUGUACGCCCGCUACAAACAGGCCAAAACUGGAAAGUGUAAUAUACCAAAGCCUGGCUUCUUUGACUUUGAAGGACAGAGAAAAUGGCAAGCAUGGAAGCAGCUCGGUGACAUGGAGCCAGAGCAGGCAAUGCAGGAGUAUAUAUCCUACGUGAAUGUCUUAGACCCUGAAGGCAGCACAAAGGAAAGAGGAGCAGAGCGACGAUCAGUGUUUGGAGGAGCAGCAGUCAGCUGUCUAUAUCAGGAGGAGAUGAUCAGGGAAGAAGACAAGAACAUCUUUGACUACUGCAGAGAAAAUAACAUCGACCACAUUAGCAAGGCUAUCAUCUUCCAGAAAUUGGACGUCAAUACUAAAGAUGAAGAGGGUCGUGCUCUUCUACACUGGGCCUGUGACCGAGGACACAAAGAGCUGGUGUCUAUGUUACUGGAACACAAAGCGGACAUCAACAGUCAAGAUAAUGAAGGACAGACAGCGCUACAUUAUGCCUCAGCCUGUGAGUUCGCUGAGAUCGUGGAGCUGCUGCUGAAUGCUGGAGCCGACCCGUCCAUCAAAGACAUGGAGGGCUCUCUUCCUGAGGAGGUCACUGAAUCCAGUGCCAUCUCCUCCCUCCUGCGUCAGUACACUGCUCCAAAAGGCUAGACCCCCAACCCCACCCCACCCCAUCCCAUCUAUACCACCAUCUCGUCAUUUCCCAUGUCUUCGUCUUAUCUGUGCUCCCCUCUUUCACCUGUCCCUCCUCCAUCCCUGAAGAGACUGUGCUGGAUUUGGAUUUGGCCCGGGCAGUGUAGGAUUUGUUGACCUGGACUGCUGAACUUAGUUCUUGUUUAUUUUGUCAACGACUUUUUGAGUUGAGUGUGAUUUCAGUGUUUUUGCUCCUCUGAGCCGCAACUGUAAACAUCCCAUUUAAAGAAGCGGAUAAGAUUAAGGGGACCGCAUGUAUUUUCGUUUGAAUAUACUGUAUAUUGAGUACCUGCACUGGGUGAUAUGAUUACUGGGAGCUGCCUGUAUCUUCAAUAAAUAUCUCAAUUACCUUGUUGAAAAAGAUCUUCUCUGGCAGGAUGGCUUAUUAGCAAUAUUUGCUUUUGUGCGCCAAUGUGAUAAAGUAUCUGUAUUUAUCAGAUAUAAAAUUCACUAGAGGAACCAAAAUAAAAUGCAUUCCCUUCAAUUUCUUUUAUACAAGUGGUAAAAAGUCAUGUAACUUUACAAAAUGACUAUAAAUUAUUCAUCAACACAACAUAAUGUGUACACCACUGAAGAUAUUGUACAUAUCGCCCACUUCUACUGCUCAGGGCUGACCUCCAGCUAGGCCUUUCAGCCUGGGUCAGUCCUCUCUGACCACUUGUUGGUCUUUCAGUUGUGUUGCAUAUUGAAGAUUGCUCCAGUUAUUUGACAUAUAUCAACAUUAAAGUCUUCGAUGAGUUUC
Messenger RNA from Salarias fasciatus (jewelled blenny), 1756 nucleotides. RefSeq names its product acyl-CoA binding domain containing 6 (gene acbd6). The record is from RefSeq and is a predicted model, not a curated record. The coding region runs from base 76 to 972 and encodes 298 amino acids. The transcript is spliced from 9 exons. NCBI's taxonomy places the organism in Eukaryota, Metazoa, Chordata, Actinopteri, Blenniiformes, Blenniidae. Gene Ontology annotation, molecular function: protein binding; fatty-acyl-CoA binding.